This is a messenger RNA of Oncorhynchus keta (chum salmon), 735 nucleotides long. RefSeq lists its product as uncharacterized. Lineage: Eukaryota; Metazoa; Chordata; Actinopteri; Salmoniformes; Salmonidae. The record is from RefSeq and is a predicted model, not a curated record. The transcript has a single exon. The coding region runs from base 1 to 735 and encodes 244 amino acids.
AUGCAGUCCCAGCUCCACCACUCCGGAGCGAUUCAGUCCCAGCUCCACCACUCCGGAGCGAUUCAGUCCCAGCUCCACCACUCCGGAGCGAUUCAGUCCCAGCUCCGCCACUCCGGAGCGAUGCAGUCCCAGCUCCGCCACUCCGGAGCGAUGCAGUCCCAGCUCCACCACUCCGGGAGCGAUUCAGUCCCAGCUCCGCCACUCCGGAGCGAUGCAGUCCCAGCUCCACCACUCCGGAGCGAUGCAGUCCCAGCUCCACCACUCCGGAGCGAUGCAGUCCCAGCUCCACCACUCCGGAGCGAUGCAGUCCCAGCUCCGCCACUCCGGAGCGAUGCAGUCCCAGCUCCACCACUCCGGAGCGAUUCAGUCCCAGCUCCGCCACUCCGGAGCGAUUCAGUCCCAGCUCCGCCACUCCCGGAGCGAUUCAGUCCCAGCUCCGCCACUCCGGAGCGAUUCAGUCCCAGCUCCACCACUCCGGAGCGAUUCAGUCCCAGCUCCGCCACUCCGGAGCGAUUCAGUCCCAGCUCCGCCACUCCGGAGCGAUUCAGUCCCAGCUCCACCACUCCGGAGCGAUGCAGUCCCAGCUCCACCACUCCGGAGCGAUGCAGUCCCAGCUCCACCACUCCGGAGCGAUUCAGUCCCAGCUCCGCCACUCCGGAGCGAUUCAGUCCCAGCUCCGCCACUCCGGAGCGAUUCAGUCCCAGCUCCGCCACUCCACUUCUUUUGUGUUAUUGA